GCUGCAUUGAUCUCAGAGCAGAUCUACUCUACAAAUUUACAAUGGCUCAGCUGCUACACUGUAGCAUGUCUGGUGAAGAUGCUCUAAGCCAACGGGAGAAGCUCUCCCACUGACAUGGCGCUGUCUACACGGGGGGCUACGCCCCCAGACACUGCCGUGGGGGGCGUCACCGUGCAGUACUGCAUCCAGGACCAGACCUACAAGGAGAUGCUGCAGUUCCCCCUGCAGCCACAAGAUGGAGACAGGCUGCCCGUUCAUCGGCUGGCAGCCAAAUGGCUGCUGCUGGAACUGGAGGGGGCCGUGGGGGCCAGGUCAGAGGGGGACCGGCGCCGGGCGCUGGAGACCAGCCUGAGCUCGGGAGUCGUCUGCUCCCUCACGGCCUACGUGGGGGUGGACACAGAGCGGGGGCAGCCGGUGCAGGGGCCGCUGGUGAGACGGGACAUCCCGCUGUCAGGCUUUGGGGCCACAACCCUCCUGCAGAAGAUGUGUUAUUCUGCCUCUGUGCCCAUGGCCUGGGCCCAAGGGCCCUCCCAUGUGUCCGUGGACUGUGCCAUGAUCUGCAACUUUGAGGACAGCUCAGAUGUGCCAGAGUGGGCACCAGAGGAGUCUCCCCUGCUGAGGCUGGUGUCUCUGCAGAAUGCCGACGGAUCAUGGGACCUUGACCCCCAGCUGGCCGCUGCACUGGGGGUGAGCGAGACUGAUGCCAGGGGGAGGAUGCCCAGUCAGGACGUGCCCCCCGGCAUCUGGGCCACAGUGCUGGCCGUGGUCUGGCUGCAUGGCCGGGCCGCGGGGCAGCGUGACGAAUGGGAGCUGCUGGAGGCCAAGGCUGUGGGCUGGGUACGGGGCCACGCAGGGCCCCGGCUGAGCGAAUGCCUGGAAGCCGCCAACACCCUGCUGGGCUGCAGCAUUGGGCCUGCCGUCUUCGGUCUCUGAGCCCCCGCCCCACCUCCUGGCCCCCGUACCCUUCCCCCCAGCUACCCUGGGCCUCCAGCCCAGCUGAGCCUCCACCCCCAUCCACAUAUCGCUGUCCCAAGCUACCCUGGGCCUCCAGCCACGCAGAGCCCCCCCAGGGAUCCUAAAUUAAGAGCAGCCAGUUGGUUUGCAUAAGUUUAACAAAAACCAUUUACAUUGACCCUGUAACUGACACCGGACGGACAGGCCCUUAGUGCUGCGGGCGGAGCCUGUCUCUGCCAGCCCCUCGCUGGAAUAAAGCAGUUCCCUGGGUU
Molecule: messenger RNA, 1226 nt
Organism: Dermochelys coriacea (leatherback sea turtle)
Lineage: Eukaryota; Metazoa; Chordata; Testudines; Dermochelyidae
Product: von Willebrand factor A domain-containing protein 5A-like
Exons: 7
Coding region: 115-933 (272 amino acids)
Source: RefSeq, a predicted model, not a curated record